Theobroma cacao (cacao) is the source of this 1104-nucleotide messenger RNA. Lineage: Eukaryota; Viridiplantae; Streptophyta; Magnoliopsida; Malvales; Malvaceae. The record is from RefSeq and is a predicted model, not a curated record.
AUGGCUGAUCAACAGGAGGAAGAGACCAAACCUUUGAGGGAUUAUGUAGUCCCACAAUUUGGGGGUUUGCCCAAUGAUGAUCCAAAUGCUCAUAUUAUAAAUUUCCUGGAAAUUUGUGAUACAUUCAAGGCUAAUGGUGUUACUGAUGAUGCCAUAAGAUUGAGGCUUUUCCCUUUUUCAUUGAGAGAUAAAGCAAAGAGUUGGUUAAAUUCACUUCCUGCUGGUUCCAUUAAUACUUGGGAUGAUUUAGCUCAAAAAUCCUUAGCAAAAUUCUUCCUACCUGCAAAGUUAGCAAAGAUGCGGAAUGAUAUCACUUCUUUCAUGCAAUUUGAUUCUGAAUCAUUAUAUGAGGCUUGGGAGAGGUAUAAGGAUUUGAUGAGAAGAUGUCCUCACCAUGGAUUAGCUAAGUGGUUGCAAGUUCAAACUUUUUAUAAUGGUUUGCUGGGACCUUUUAGAACUACCAUUGAUGUUGCCACUAGGGGUGCACUUAUGAGUAAAUCCAUUGAUGAGGCUUAUGAUUUGCUCGAAGAGAUAGCUUAUAAUAAUUAUCAAUGGCCAUCUGAAAGAUUGGGUACAAGAAAAAUUGCUGGAAUUCAUGAAUCAGAUGUGUUGAACACUGUUUCUACACAAUUGGCCUCUCUCGCAAAGAAAAUUGAUAAACUGAGUGUUAAUGCUAUUCAAAACUCCUUUAUGACAUGUGAAUUUUGUGGGGAAAGACAUUCCAAUGACAAUUGUCCCAUUUAUUAUGAAUCUUGUCAAUUUGUUGGAAAUACGAAACAAAACAAUCCCUAUUCCAACACUUAUAAUCCUGGUUGGAGGAAUCAUCCUAUUUUUUCAUGGAAUAACAACCAAAGGUCCUCAUUAAUGGCUAAGUCAAACUUUCCCUCUAGAUUUCCAUCUAGUGCCCCUAUGCCAGAGAAAAAGCCUUUAAUGGAGGCUAUGUUCAUGCAAUUCAUGACAAAAACUGAUGCAUUCAUAACAAAGAUUGAUACAUUUAUGAUAAAGACUGAUGCCUCCAUUCAAAAUCAAGCAACUUCCAUUAGAAAUCUUGAGAUACAAGUAGGCCAACUUGCUAAUGCUUUAAAUUCUAGACCUCAAGUGUAA